Aethina tumida (small hive beetle) is the source of this 2006-nucleotide messenger RNA. Its product is annotated as scavenger receptor class B member 1-like. Lineage: Eukaryota; Metazoa; Arthropoda; Insecta; Coleoptera; Nitidulidae. Bases 57 to 1715 code for a protein of 552 amino acids. Gene Ontology annotation, cellular component: cytoplasm; membrane. Gene Ontology annotation, molecular function: scavenger receptor activity. The transcript is spliced from 7 exons. The record is from RefSeq and is a predicted model, not a curated record.
AUCGUACCGAACUGUCUUGAGAUCGACAAGCUUGUGGAAUAAGUGAAUUUUCUGUGAUGAUUUAUCCCGAAAUCGAAACACUGAGGAGGAUGAGUGAGACGUUCGAGAAAAUGCCGCCGGAUUUUAAACGCAACAACAACAAGAAUCAAUUGUUCUUCGUCAAGGGACACGGAUUCUUCCGGAAGGUGUUCCCCAACAGCAACUUCAACUACGAGUACACCAAAAGGUCCAAAUGGUUUUUCGCCGGACUGUUGAUCCUCUUUUCUUUAGCUUUUGUUGGCACCAUCAUCAUGUGGGCGACAAGUUUGUUCGACAACGCAAUCUAUUCGAAUUUGGCGUUGGUUAAUGGUACCGAAACGUUCGAGAACUGGAGGAAACCACCUGCAACAGGUAUAACUCACUUCUACAUCUUCAACUACACGAACGUUCAAAAUUAUGAUGAAGGGAUCGAUGAGAAACUGGUAGUCGACGAAGUUGGACCCUACGUUUAUGAGGAAUUCAUGGAACGAGUGAACAUCCAAUUCAACGAAGACGGCACUGUUUCUUACCAAGAAAAACGCAACUGGAAAUUCAGACCUGAACUGUCAAAAGGACACAGGCAGAGCGACAGAGUGGUAGUACCGAACGUGCCACUGUUGAGUGGAGUAGCUCACAGUCGUCACCAGCCUUUAGUCACGCGACUUGGAUUCUCGUUCAUGCUGAAAGGUUUGCGUGAAAAACCAUUCUUAACUUUGCCUGCGCAGAGAUACAUAUUUGGCUACGACGACGACUUGUACUACAUUUCUAAAAGCAUUUUGAAGAUGAGGGACGAAAAACCCUCCGAAGAAAUGGGUUUGUACUCAAACAAACUUGGAAUCAGUCAGGAUGUUCUGACAGUUAACACAGGUAUCAAAGACAUAAACCGAGUUGGAAUGAUCGAAAGAGUCAAUGGUGAACCUUCUUUGAACCACUGGUCCACUGAUGAUUGCAACAGUUUCAAAGGAACAGACGGGACCCUCUUCCCUCCAAAGCUCAUAAGAGAAAAGCAACAGGUCCAUUGGUUCAUGAAACAAAUGUGCCGCGCCAUCCCCAUGGACUUCGACAAAGAAGUGACGAUCCUGGACGGUCAGAUUCCCGGCUACAGAUACACGAUGCCCUUCAACAUCUUCGACACACCGGACAGGCACGCCGAGAAUCAAUGUUUCUGCGACCUGAAUUCCGGCAAUUGUCCCCUUCAGGGAGUCUUCAACUCCACACCGUGCAACUUGGGUGCCCCCAUGUUCAUUUCUCUGCCCCAUUUCUACAAGGCCGAUCCCAUUUUGCAGAAUUCCAUCUUGGGAUUGCAUCCGGAACAAUCUAGACACGACAGCUUUGUGGUCAUUCAUCCGACCAUGGGCUUUUUGAUGUCGGGCACGUCUCGCUUCCAGGCCAACAUCCAGGUGCAGAAAACCUUCGGAAUAAACGAACUGGAAUUGUUCCACGAGGACGAGAUGAUGCUGCCUCUUGCUUGGUUCGAAGUGACUCUGGAGGACAAGACUUUGCCCGACCAAUUCGUCAGUAUAAUUUACAAAACCACCUUCACCAUCAAAGGUGUAGAACUGGGCUUGAAAUACGGUUGUCUUUUGACCAGCAUAGUUUCAGCCAUUUGUUUGUUCAUAAUACUGAACGCCAAGUUCGAGGCGAGGCAAAGAACCAGCAGUAUAAGUCCCUUACGAACCAGAACUGAAACCUGUUGAUGGUUGUUAAUUAUAUUUAUUUUUUCACGUCCGUCCUGUCAUCGAAAUCAGGUUCGAUCCCCGAUAGAACCAAACAUUUUGACUGUCCGUCCGUCCGUCAAAAAAUGUUCAUUUAGAAGUGCAAUAAUUUAGUGUGAUAUCAUCGCUUCAUUUUUUACAAGACUGAAUGUUAUUAAUUGUUUUUUAUUUACUGUUAACGUUUAGACUAGUUUUAUACGUGUACGUAUGUUAUUUAAUUUAAUUAGAUGCGUGUUUGUUUGUUACGAAGAAAAUAAAGGAUGUUUAUAAUAA